CUUACACCACACCACACCUCACCGCACCUCACCGCACCUCACCCUCACACCUUCACCCCUUCGUCCCUUGCCACCUCCCUCGCGCCACCUCCGAUUUGGACUCGAUACGACAAGGUGUCCCCUUGCUUCCCAGGGCUUGGCAUUGCACAUCGAUCUUCAGCCUCGUCGGACGACCUCGUCCCUUUCAUCCCUCACUCGCCAGCUUCAUACUCGUACCGAGUAUCUUCCAGUCCGUACACACCACCGCACAAGCGCUAUUGCGUUGACUGAGUUGACCAGCGCACCUCGUCCGCCUUCCCCUGCUUCGUGCAACCUGCCAUGGAGACUGCAGCAAAGUACGUUGUGGUGGUAGCAGCUGGUGCGGGCUUGGUUUGGUACUACACUUCGACAGAUAAGAAGGGGCAGAAGCCAGUUGCAGUACAAGACGUGAAGAAGGAGUCCAAAAAGGCCGCUCGAAAGGUCCAGAGCGUUGCAGAUAAGGCCGUCAAGUCUGUCGCCAGUGUGGGUGCUGCUGCAUCAACCGACACCCAGGACACCACCGCGCUGAGCGGUGCAUCGAACAAGCGAAAAGCAAACACUCAGGUUGCCAUCCAGACCCACGCUGCGCCGAUCGCGGAGAGAGACGAUGACGACGAGGCAAUUGACGAGUCCACACGACAGUUUGCGGAACGAAUGAGACAAGCUAGGCAGGGAGUCAAUGUCAACAAGACUGACCGAGGAGAAGCCCGGGUCAAGACUGUAAAAGCCAAGGGCAGUCAGAUCAGCUCGCCCGGGCUGUUAUCGGGGUCGUCGCGAGCUGAAGAUGACCACUGGGCCCCGGCAGCUUCCUCAUCGACGCUUAAAUCUAGCGGCAUCGAUGAUAUGCUGGAGAAAGCGGCCCCGGGGCCGAGUUCGCUGCGGAUCACUGCGCCAACCCAGCCUACUAAGGAGAAAGUCAACAGGCCCAAGAAAGAGGAGGUCGUUGAGACUAAGAAGCAGCGUCAGAAUCGCAAAAAGCGUGAGGAGAGACAGGCCGCAGACGCGGAGAGUCGGGCAGUACAGAGGAAGCUCGAGGAGCAACAGCGUCGCACCGCGCGCAUAGCUAGGAACGAGCCAGCUAAGAACGGUGUGGCCGCUGCACCAACGCCACUCGAUAACCCUUGGGGCGAGUCGAACGCCCAUGCUGAGGCACAAGUAUUAGCCUCGAGCAACCAGGGCCAACUGCUUGAUACAUUCGACGUCGAGUCCAAUAGCAGCUCAAAUGCUGGCGAGGUCAACAGCACUGCUGCCACUUCGACCACCGAUCAGGCACCUUCUAGCACAAUGAUCGAGGAUGGGGACUUUCAAAAGAUCAUCGAAGAGAGUAAUAUUGAGGACGGCUGGACUGAUGUCAAGACGUCAAAGAAGAGCCGCAAGCAGCAGGGCAAUGGCGAUGUGACUCCCACGCAGGCAGCGGGUAUUUCCAACCAGAGCAAGAAGCAAAGCAAGGUCAAUGGCAGGUCAAGUGGCUUUGGUGCGCUUCAAGACGAGCCCGCAGAAUAGAUGAUGGGCUUCCUUUUGCUAGAGCACUUCUCGUGGACGGCGUUUGAGCGUUUCUUUUUUUGAUCUACACUGUUGUCGCGAGGUCGUCGAUAAAACAUGGCACCAGCGAACGCUGCACAGGGACGGUCGCAGUGGAGCGCAGCAGGCUUGCAGACAGCAGUUUUGGAUGUACUCAAGGCAAGGCUAUGGGAUCUCGUCUGUAUUACUGGAAUACGGAUUGCAUUCAACAGAGUGUUUCAGAAGGCGACCAUGGCUUCUUAUUAGAGCGCGGUCUUCACAGCACAACGUAGGCAUCCGUAGGUAGCUACAAAAAUCAAAGCCUAUUGGCGUUU
This is a messenger RNA of Sphaerulina musiva SO2202, 1853 nucleotides long. RefSeq lists its product as uncharacterized. The transcript is spliced from 2 exons. Lineage: Eukaryota; Fungi; Ascomycota; Dothideomycetes; Mycosphaerellales; Mycosphaerellaceae. The record is from RefSeq and is a predicted model, not a curated record. Bases 319 to 1521 code for a protein of 400 amino acids.